UCCAAUGCGCCCACAAAAGACAUCAGCUUUGAAAUGGUACUGGAGAGUACCAGCUCAUUGCUCCACGAGGGUUGCGCGAAGGAGUUUCGAAACAACUGGUAGGACGUACAGUAGACGGCACCGCUUCUUUUUAGAAUAAAAGUACGAACAGAACGAGAGAGCAUGAAGUAAAGAGGAAACAUAUAAAACAUCGGACAACGGGAAGACUCUGUUUUUUAUUGUGUCCCGACCGAAUUCGAAACUGCUACCGCGCAAGCUGUCAAAGACAGCCUUAACUUUUACGUUGCUUUGAAUGGAAUUCUUAGCAUGUACUUUAUCGGAUUGUUGGUUGCCUAGGGGGAGAGGUGACACCAUCUCUCUGUUAUUAUUGCAUUGUUAAGUUGCAUUGUAAUUUUAAUUUCUUAAAGGCAUGUUGUAGAGCAUGAAAAGCGCUUUAGUAAAUUGUCGAGUAGGGUAUGUUCUCAGUAGCUUACACUUUGUUUGGAUUUUGAACUAGUUUUUUUUAAAAAAAAUAUUUUUUACAAAUAUAAGUGCAAACUCGAUCGAUUGGUACAUUUUCUGUAGCCUGUUUCAAUAUAGAACAACAACAAGCGAGUCCAAGCCGAGACUGAAUAGGUGAAUACAGUUGGACCGAGAGAACACCAGCAUCUCCCGGGAUGGUGCGCUUGCUGAACUGUCUCUUACUGGGGUACUUUACAUGGCACAUGCGGAUAUCCGACGCACAGGGAGAGUACUGCCACGGCUGGCUGGACAGCAAUGGGAAUUACCAAGAAGGAUUUCAAUGUCCAGAGGACUUUGACACCAUGGACGCGACCGUAUGCUGUGGCUCCUGCUCCCUCCGAUACUGCUGCGCGGCUGUGGACGCAAGACUGGACCAGGGGAGUUGUACAAAUGACAGAGAACUAGAGGACACUGAGUUUGCUGCACAGCCGAUCUACGUGCCCUUCCUGAUGGUGGGCUCCAUCUUCGUGGCGUUCGUGGUGGUGGGCUCCCUGGUGGCGGUGUACUGCUGCACCUGCCUGCGGCCCAAGCAGCCGGCGCAGCCGCCGAUCCGGUUCUCGCUGCGCAGCUGCCAGGGCGAGACCAUCCCCAUGAUCCUGACGGUGGCCCCGCCCAGCCAGCGCACGCCCUCCCGCCAGUCCAGCACCGCCACCACCAGCUCCGGCUCGGCGGGCGGCGGCGGGUCGGUGCGCCGCUUCUCCCUGGGGCGGACCGACGCUGGCGCGUCGCCGGGGCAACAGCAGCAGCAGCAGCAGCAGCAGCACGGGUGCCUGGUCUCUGCUGGCCCCCCCACCCCCUCGCAGGCUCAGCCGCAGCCCGCCCUCCUGCCGCCCCCGCCGCCACCUUACGCCACCCCGCCCUGCGGGCAGGGCGCCCUGUCCCACUCCCACACCCACACCCACUCCCAUGCCCACGCCCACGCCCACGCCCACGCCCAGCUGCAGCUCCACCAGCCCCUGCACUCCGGCCCUGGCGGCGCAUUCCUCCUGCCCCAGCAGUACUUCCCCUACCCCCUCCAGCCCGAGCCCUUCUCCGGCGGGAAAGGCUUCGCCGACUUCGGGCAGAGCUGACCGCCAUCGGUGGACGGGACCGGGGGGAGAAAAGGACCCGUCCUCUGGAAGCCUCCUCCUGGACGGGGCGCAGAAGAGGGGUCGGGAGGCGCUGGCUGCUUUCGUUGACAGAAGAGGAGCCGGAAGGAGGACGGGGUCGUCUCAGAGUGUCCUGGGGCGGACUUUCCCUGUUUAUAGCAUAUAGACGGGGGGUGGGGGGAGAAUUCUGUGCCCAACGCAAACGCAGGCUAGUGAGUCGAUUAGCAGGUACUGAAGAAAAGGAGGUUGAUGGAAGCUCAGUACUGCAGAUGAGGUGUCCCAGAGGAUUCUGCGAAAAAGAUGGACCCAUUGCAAGUAGGAGUUGGCACAGGGCACCAGAGACUGAGCAAUUGAACGAUUGUUUCUAUGGAGAGGGCUGCUUUUCAGAGGGAUCUCCAUUCGUAAUAUCCUUCUAAUGUACAGUACCACAUGCACCUUUUCCACAUUCUGUAAACAGGAUCUGCAGUCCCACUUCUGCACGGUUGGCCUGAAUUUCAACACAGGAAAACAGCAG
Molecule: messenger RNA, 2103 nt
Organism: Anguilla rostrata (American eel)
Lineage: Eukaryota; Metazoa; Chordata; Actinopteri; Anguilliformes; Anguillidae
Product: protein shisa-3-like
Exons: 2
Coding region: 657-1571 (304 amino acids)
Source: RefSeq, a predicted model, not a curated record